GAAAGAGGCACUAAUCGAUUUCCUAUCUUUCUUCCGGAAAUAUUUUGGAUAGUAAGGCUGUUUUUGUUUACUCAAACAUAUGACGGGACAUUUGGAUAGCAUCUAUUGGCGGCAUAAUUGACUACGUUAUUUUCACCUAAAAAUGCCGAGCACUAAGGGUGAUGCGAUGAGGGGCUUGGCAGUAUUCAUUUCGGACAUCCGAAACUGCAAAAGCAAAGAAAGUGAAAUCCGACGCAUUAACAAAGAGUUGGCUAAUAUAAGAUCGAAAUUCAGAGGUGAUAAAACCUUGGACGGUUAUCAGAAGAAGAAAUAUGUUUGCAAAUUGCUUUUCAUAUUUCUUCUCGGUCAUGAUAUUGAUUUCGGUCACACCGAAGCUGUUAAUUUGUUAUGUUCCAAUAGGUACACUGAAAAACAAAUAGGAUAUUUAUUUAUAUCUGUGCUUAUUAAUGAGUCCCACCCUCUUAUGAACCUCGUUAUAUCACGACUGAAGGAUGACUUAAAUAGUCGGAACCCUGUAUUCAUGAACCUUGCCUUACAGUGCAUCGCUAAUAUUGGUAGUCGGGAGAUGGCUGAAAACUUUGCUGAUAAAAUCCCCAAAUUACUUGUGUCUGGCGAUACGAUUGAUUCAAUUAAACAGAAUGCUGCUCUGUGUUUAUUGAAGUUGAUUAGAGUUGCACCUGAACUUGUUACGUAUGAUGACUGGACUGUUAGAGCUAUGCAUCUUCUUAAUGAUCAACAUUUGGGGGUUGUUACAUCAGCUGUUAGUCUAAUUGAUGCUUUGGUAAAAAGGAGCCCUGAAGAACACAAAGGAUGUGUAUCACUCGCUGUUUCACGGCUUAGCAGGUUGAUCACGUCUUCAUAUACCGAUCUACAGGAUUAUACGUAUUACUUUGUCACGGCUCCUUGGCUGUCGGUAAAAUUACUACGCUUGCUACAGAAUUAUCCUCCUCCAGAAGACAAUACUGUCCGCGCUAGGCUAGCAGAAUGCCUAGAUACAAUUUUGAAGAAAGUUCAAGAAGCUCCAAAGUCAAAGAAAGUACAACAUCCCAAUGCUAAAAAUGCUGUUCUGUUUGAAGCAAUUAAUCUGAUUAUCCACAUGGAUAGUGAUCCAAAAUUACUUGUCCGCGCUUGUAAUCAAUUAGGACAGUUCUUACAACAUAAGGAAACAAAUCUACGUUACUUGGCUUUGGAAUCUUUAUGCUUGUUAGCUACGAGUGAAUUCAGUCACGAAGCGGUUAAAAAACACCAGGAAACAAUUGUUAACGCUCUCAAAAGUGAACGAGAUGUUUCAGUUCGUCAAAGAGCUGUUGAUCUUUUGUACGCUAUGUGUGAUAGAACGAAUGCACAGGCUAUCGUAGGUGAGAUGCUCAGUUACUUGGAAGUGGCAGACUAUGCAAUCCGUGAAGAAAUGGUACUUAAGGUCGCUAUAUUAGCUGAGAAAUAUGCUACUGAUUAUUCAUGGUAUGUGGAUACUAUAUUGAAUUUAAUAAGAGUUGCUGGCGACUAUGUGAGUGAUGAGGUUUGGCAUCGUGUUAUCCAGAUUGUUAUAAAUCGUGAAGAUGUUCAAGGAUAUGCAGCGAAAACAGUAUUUGAGGCUCUACAAGCUCCUGCUUGUCAUGAAAAUAUGGUGAAAGUGGGAGGUUAUAUUUUGGGUGAAUUCGGUAAUCUUAUUGCUGGUGACCCGAGAUCAGCACCCAAAGUGCAAUUCAAUUUAUUGCACAGUAAAUUUCAUCUUUGUACUCCAACUACACGUCAACUAUUGUUAUCCACUUAUAUGAAAUUUAUCAAUUUGUUCCCUGAAAUCAAAUCUGAUAUACAAUCUGUCCUACAGAAUGAUAGUAAUUUGCGUAGUUCAAAUGUAGAAAUACAACAACGAGCUACAGAAUACUUGGCAUUAUCACGGAUAGCUACUGAUGAUGUAUUGGCUACCGUAUUGGAGGAAAUGCCACCAUUUCCUGAACGGCAGUCUAGUAUUCUGGCUAAACUUAAAGCUAGAAAUCCUACAGGUGAUGGAAAUGUAUCUAAAUCUGAGGCACACGGAGAAGGUCACACUCAGAAUGCAGCUAAAAUCAACAAUGAUAGUAACCAUAUAAAUGCUACUGAUACUGGUGGAGAAGCGGAUUUAUUGAAUUUCGGCAACCUCGGUAGUGCUAACAGCGAGGUUCGUGCAAAAUCGAAUGCAUCUAACCUAUUAGUUGAUAUAAUGGGUAAUGGUAUGGCGACCACAGAUAUUAACAACUUACUUCAUGCUGGUGACGAUCAGUAUAUGAAUCAUAAAGAAUUCGUAAACUUUCUUAGUCGACAUAAUGCUAUUUUAUAUGAAAAUUCGCUUAUUCGUAUCGGUAUUCGUAUGGAAUCUCGUGGACAGUAUUGUCGUUUGGGUGUAUAUUAUGGGAAUAAGUCUCCACAUCAUUUCACUGUAUUCUGUACUCAAGUAACCUGUCCAGAUGCAAUGGAUGUGAACGAAAUGGUUAAGGCUAUAUCAAUUGAACUUCAACCUGGACCUGAUCGAUUGGAAGCAGGAACACAAGUUCAACAAGGAUUGAAUGUUGAGUGUUUACGUCCUUUCACAGAAGUAGUAAAACUAGAUGUUUCAUUCUUAUGUGAUGAUUCAAAACAGCACUAUACACUAAUGCUUCCAAUCACAUUAAACAAAUUCCUUCAGCCUGCAGAAAUGGAUCAAGGAACAUUCUUUUCACGAUGGAAAUUAUUAUCUCAACCGGGCCAAGAAUGUCAAAAGAUUAAUCCAUCUCGUUUUCCAAUGGAAACUUCAUCAAUGAGAAAUAUUACUUGUACUUCUCAAGUAAACACUAUUAAUACCACCGCUUCAGUUUAUGGUCACAACUAAACUAGCUAUUUAAUUGGUGAAUGGUGACUAACAGUGGAAUCCAGGAUGCGCAUUUCGUCCUAUUUGGGACUCGUCACUGGAUUUACCUUCAUUUGUCAGUGAGUGAUGAUGUUCCCACCGAGGCUGGAACCCAGUGUCCAUGGUUUCAAACGCCAUCAAUUAAAUACUAACUAAAUGCUCAGGUGUUGUCGAAGCAUCUGCACAAGAAGCAGACAUGUCAACCUGAGAUCGAGCACUUCGGUCCAAUCAGUCGACGGGAAAAUCAAAAAUUCAAUUAAACUAGCUAUUCAUCGUAAACUGUGAGUUUCAUUCGAGUAUCUGAAAAAAAGUAUCAAACUGUAAUAUCGACACCUGAUUCGUCAUAUUUUUUCAUAUGAUAGUGCAUCUUUUCCCAUAAUAGUAGUAGUAGUAACAUGCAAUCGAGAGUAUCCGAGAUGUAUAACAGAUGUAGUUACUAAGAUGGUCCUGAAAGCUCAUUGACUGUUACCUUCGAGAUCAAUAGGGUGGUGGUGGUAUUAUCCGUAACACUUUUCUCAUUGUUCUCCUUUUUGUAUUCAUAGACUAGAAACUUUGGAUUCAGUCUGCUAGAUGGUAUUGAUCCCAACCCGCAAAAUAUUGUUGGUGCAGGCAUUGUUGUCACCAGCAGUCAACAAGUCGGUGUACUUCUUCGACUGGAACCUAAUACACAGUCAAAGAUGUAUCGUGUAACAAUUCGAAGUACAAGAGAUAUUGUAUCAUCUCAUUUGGUUAAACUCAUAGAACAAAUAAUCUGAACAAUGUUUUUUUGCAGGGCAAAUUAUACUUGAUCUUGGCUCUCUCUCUACUCAACACCUGUGCUGGAAUGUUCAUCUUUACUUUAUAUAUGUGAUGCACAGCGAUGAUGCUGAUCACUAUAAUGAUGAAUUAAUUUAUUCCGAUUCCCUGUGCACAUUUAAUUUCAUUCCAUAUAUAAUAUAUAUACCAUUAAUUCAUAUUUCUUUGAUUAGGAGUUAUCUUAUAUAUAUAAUUCAUGCUCUGUUAACUUGAUUUGUUUUGUUCAUUACGUAAUCUCAUUUAUCCUGUACUCUACAUAUACAAAUCUUUCAACUUACUUUUAUUUACCAUCACAAAUAAAAAUUAUUCACAUGUUUUUAUGAACACUACCCAACCGUCGCCGCCGCCUCCCCCGUUCCCUUUACUCUCAGGUUGAAUUCAAUCAUUCAGUUAAAUGACACAUAAUAUAAUAUACAUUUCGCGUUUUAUUUAAAAAGAAAUUCUCUCUCCCUUCGCUAUCUAAUUUGUUUUCAUUCAUUCUCUCUCAUUCAAAUUAUUACUCUGAAAAAAGGCGAAAGAAAUAUAAUAUUCAUCAUCAAAUGCAUUUAGAUUGUCAAUCAGUAAAAAGAAUAUGUUAUUUGUCUUCUGUUGUUGCGUUACCUCUUACUGUAGCACACUCUGUUUGCUGUGUGUUCAUAGUAAGAGUCGGACAGAAAUUUUCUGUCGUUUUAAGACUACUUUGUUUGUUUGUUUGUUUUUAGAAAAAAACUUUUCCAUUUAUUUUCUCUUGUUUGACUGACUACCUUUGGUAUGUCUGCGUGUGUAUGUGAUUUUUAUCAUUUCAGCUUGUGAUUGUCUACAAUAUACUACAAUAAUAAUUGCUAUCAAGUCAGUUGUAUUUUUUAUUAUCAUUUAUCCAUCAUAAAACGAAUUCCAAAUGUCUACCUACGUGUAUGUUGCUAUGCUUUUAUCCCUCUUUUUUUAUUCUGGCACAUUUCAUCUCCUCCUCUCGUUGAUUUCUUCUUCCUCUGUCUUUUCGUUUGUUUGUUCGUUUGUUCUUUUUUUCUCUCUCUCUCUCUCCCUGUCGCUGUUGUCAUCUCUAUGUGAUUGCAUUUCAAAGGAAUAUGAGUACUCUUUCGAAAUUGUCUCUUGUCAUUCUUACAUAUACAUAUAAAUUGUUUCAAGUAAUUAGUUCACCUUUUUUCUUUAUAUAUAUAUAUAUAUAUAUAUAUAUAUAAAUAUGACUAUGACUCAAUUAUAACAGUGUGAUUAACCUUUUUUUGUGAUUUUUUUCUCUCCCUUUUUUUCGUUUUUUCUUUCUUUAUUUCAUUAUUGUUGCUAGUUCUGUUGUUGUUAUUGUUGAUGUUGUCUUUGUUGCUGUUGUCUUUUCCCGCUUCUAGAUCCCUCGAACACAAAUAUAUAUAUAUAGUAGUAGUUCGAGAUUUAUUAUGACACUGAUUUGAAAAUAUACAUAUAAUAUACAAUACAGGAUCAUAUGAAUUUAUUUAUUGUUAAUGC
Trichobilharzia regenti is the source of this 5119-nucleotide messenger RNA. NCBI's taxonomy places the organism in Eukaryota, Metazoa, Platyhelminthes, Trematoda, Strigeidida, Schistosomatidae. The record is from the annotation of a GenBank genome assembly.